GUUGAGACUCUCGGCUGUUCGCGCGCGCCAGCUUGCACGGUGCCCGAUUGAGCUCCCUAUUUCACCACCGCAAGGAUUGACGCCCGGCUCUUGAACCAUACAGCUCAAAGCCUAAUACAUCAAUAUUCAGCUCAUUCAUACCAGGGCUGCAAGCUUAUCGCGUCGGCAAGGGAGUGGACGGCCUGUGUUGCAGCCUGUCCUCGUGCUUUCCCGCUUCGGCGGGCAGCCAAAACUAUCUCCUGCCUUAGAGAAUGAGCACAGCAUCGGGAGCGGUGCAGAAUUCAGUUACGCAAACCCUGGCACUUCUGCGGUGGGGCGUGGUCGUGCCCAGGCCUAUAUUGUCGUUUCAACCUAAGACAUCUGCGCUACAGCAGCAACAGUGCGCCUUAAGCUGUGGAACUGGCUGGAGCGGGCGAGGACUCAGCGCGCAUGCCAGGACGCCUUUCUCACGCCGGGCGCGCCAUGUGGCGCAUGGCGCUACCCAACAAGGGAUGCCCUCAGCUGAGCCUGUAGCAGCAAAUGCAUUCGGCGCCUCGCCCACCGGGCUGCGCAGCGCAACGCCUGCAACCGCGAAUGCGCCUAUCGCGGCGCCUCUGCUCGCGGGCGGGCUUGGCGGUGAGCAGCCUCAGCUGCAAACGUCGGUUUUGUUCGCCGCGGAGGCGCUACUCGCGGCCAGCCCGAUGGGCCUGGACCUGCUGUCCGCCCCUGCUGCCCUGCCGACCGAACUUCGCGUCAGCUCUGGGAACUCGGAUAUGUCCGCAGCUCGCCCUGCCUUUGUGAGCAGCUCCUCCAUGGCCCCCGUCAUCGCGCCGGGCGGCUGGGCGGGCGGGCCGGCGGACUCGCCAGCGGGCUCCGUCACCGCGGCCGCUGCGGCUGACGCCGAGGUGCUGGUGGUGGUGCCGCCCGGCGUGAGCGCCAUGGCCGUGGACCUGGGCAUAACGGGGCACCAGCAGCAGCAGCAACAGCAGCAGCAGCCGGAGCUGCAGCACGGCCAAUCGCCAGCCACCAGCAGCGCGGCCACAAGCGGUAACGGUAACGGCAACGGCAACGGCAACAUCCACGCGACGGCUGCCGCCGAUGCGGCAGCCGCCUCCACAGCGGCAGCCGCCGCCGCCGCCAUCCCUACGCAUCAAGAACAGCAGCCGCAGCAAGGACAAGGAUCGGCGGGUAGCCUGCUGGACCGGCUUAAGGCGGCGGUGGCGAGCAUUCAGUGGGGCAAGCUGUGGGCGCUGGCGCUGCUGAGCGUGAGCUACGUCCACCAGGCCACCACCGGCUUCGCGCUGCCUGCCAUGCUGCCCAUGAUCAGCAACGAGCUGCACCUCACCGACCUGCAGGGCGCGUUGCUGACCACGGGCUACAGCUACCUGUAUGCGGUGGCGCUGGUGCCCAUCGGCCUGCUGGCGGACCGCGUCAGCCGGCCCAAGCUGCUGGCGGCGGGCCUGGCGCUGUGGUCCAUCCUCACCUGCACCGCCUCCACAUGCCGGAGCUUCGGCGACCUGAUGCUGGCGCGCGUGGGCUUCGCGGCGGCACAGGGCGCACAGAACCCCGUGUGCUUCAGCCUGAUCCCGGAGCUGUUCCCGGUCAACAAGUCCACCGCGCUGUCGCUGUACAACUGCGCCAUCUAUGUGGGCCGGGCGCUGUCCUUCGCCGCGGUGCUCCUGGCGCGGCACCUGCACGACAACGACCAGGCUCACUUGGCCGCGCGCGGAGGCAUCCCGGCCGAGCCCGUGCGCUUGGACCACCUGGACCGGGCCGACCUGCACUCGCUGUCCAUCAUGCACACGGCCGGCGAGAUGGCGGCCGCCACGCCCGACCGCGAGUUCAAUUUCCCGCUGUGGGAGUACGGCAACGACCUUCCGGACGCCGCCUGGCGCCAGGUACUGCGCUGGAUCGCGAUCCCUGGCUUCCUCAUCGGCCUGGCCAUGAUGUUCACGCUGCAAGAGCCGCGCCAGGCAGCCGCCGCCGCGGCAGCAGGCACCGCCCCUGCUUCUGCGGUCGUGUCAACCAAGUCGGCCUCAGCCAAGGCGGCGCCAGCCGCCGCUGUCGCGGCACCGCCACUCACUGGUGCCGCGCCAGCGGCGCCCGCUGCCGCCGCGGCGGCAGCCCCCACCCAGGAGAGCAGCCGCAGCGGCAUUGUGGCGCUGCUGCGCUCGCCCGGGUUCAUGUCGGUGACGCUGGCAGCGGCGCUGAACGAUGUGGGCAGCUACGCGCUCAUUGCGUGGCAGAGCACCUUUUACGAGCGCGUGUACGGCCUGUCCAGCGCCGCCUACGCGCCCGUGCUGGCGGCGCUGCUGCCCAUCGGCGGCAUCCUGGGCGGCGUGGGCGGCGGAUACCUGGCCGACCGGCUGAGCCGCAGCGGCAAGCGAUGGUGGGUCACCUUCGGCGCCACCUGCCUGGCGGCGCCUUGCCUGGCGGCGUCCUGCCUGGCGCCCACGCCCGAGCUCAGCUACGCGGCACUGGUGGUGGGCUUCGCGCUCAGCGAGAUGUGGCGCGCCCCGUCCGCCGUCAUGGCCAGGGGCAUCGCGCCCGCCUCCAUGGGCUCCACCGCCUCGGCGCUGUACCUGUGUGUGCGCAACCUGCUGGGCGGGCUGGGGCCGCUCAUGGUGGCGGGCCUGAUCGGGCCGCUGGGGCUGCAGCACGCCAUGAUGGUGGUGCCGGCCAUGUACCUGGGCUCGGGACUCAUCUUCGGCAAGGCCGAGCAGCUGUAUGAGGCGGAGAUGGAAGAAAAGGCCCGGGCCGAGGCCAAAGCAGCCGCCGCAUAGGCCGGCCCCUGGCUCGGGCGACUUGGCAGCCUGUGAACGUGUCCGUGUGUAGCCAAGCGUCCGUGGCAUACUGCCAAAGCGUGAGCUUGCUCGUGUUCCUGACCAAAGCGAGAGCAUAGAUUGAAUAAUGAUGAGGGUAGGGCCGUAAGAGGUCACGAUUGUUGGUCGUGGUGUUUGGGACCUGCUCAGGCCGUAGGUGCAUUUCCCAAGCGCACGGGGCGAGGUGGGCGCAAGGGCGGCUGCAGGGCGGGCGGUGCUGGUACAAACCGACCCCGGCUAUGUCCGGGAGAUGAGGUAGUUUCGAUACCUUCGGCCUCAGACAUGCACCAAUGUGGCGUGGGCGCAGCCCACUUUCCCUUUAGAGGGAGAGCCACCUUCCUUGUCUGCGCCGCACCUGCUCUUCGCCGCAUUCCCGUUGCGGGUCAAUGCGUAUUCAUAAAGCGCUCGCCGUUUCUUUGUAUGCAACUGCGGAGCCCGUGACGUGGCUAUCUCGCAGUUUGUUACUUGUUGUGGCGGCGCGUUGGGUCUGGGUCUGUGCCUUUGCACGCAUACGGCAGGCCGAUGAUGACAGAGCGUCCGCAAAGUUGUGCAUGGAUUGCGUUGCGAGAUGGGGCCAGGUCGGGAUGUUGGGGUGACGGUCCAUCAAAUGUCUGAGCGGGCGCCCGCCUAACACAUUGCCUGAUUGUGACGUUCAAUGUCUGGGAGCGCAGUGAGCAAUGACGGUCGGGGAAGUUCAAUGUCUGGCAGCGUGGUGUGGCAGGCGGAUUGCUGACUGCCCGGAAGCGGGCCAGCGUGUAUGCUGGCUCUCAGCAGGCUGGAUGGACGAGCGUUGGUGCCAUAUGCUUUUUCUUCGGUGCGGGGUUAAAGUGGAAGGCGUGCAUAUAGCAACCCCAGACGAAAGCAAAGUGACAUGCGUAGCCAAAGCAACUGGAGUAUGCCCUUCCAUUGGUUAUGUCGACGCCCACACGUCCCUGGAACCCAGCUUUGGGCCCAGAGUGCGGCGUGCACCGCGCAGCCACAAAUGACUCUGUAUUGUAUUUGAUUUGGCUGUUUGUGAAGUGUGUAGCAGAUUUUGUUUUGGAGCAAUAGUGGAAGAGUGUAUCCUAGCUGAGACCAAACGCCACCUCUGCGCAUUCUUGGGGUCAGGGGAGCGGGAUGCAGUCAUUUGCCGUGACUCUCUGGGGGGCUUCCGGCGUUAUCCCUUUGUGCAAUCAUAAGUCAACUGGUCACACGAAGUAGGGUGAGUCGCAUGUUGUUGUGAGUGUACAGCGCCUCUGAGCGUGCAGGUGGUAGCAUAUAUAUCCUGUGCAUUGGCCAGGACGUGGGGAUUGGUUAUAAUCCAGGUCGUACGCAGGGGUUGAGCUUGGGCUCGACUGGAAGGAAGAAUGGAUUAUUGCAACUUCGGCAGCGGACGGACCGGUUGCGCGGGGGCAUCCUCGCCCUGAGGCCACCGCUGGUCGAAUGGAUUGCAUGAUGUGUAGAAGUCUAGAAGAUCUGUGCGGUUCGAUGCGGGCUGGGCGCAUCAGCAGUCUGUUCCUGCAGAUUCCUGAGGUGUCAGGGGUGCCCUGUGAGCUGUUGGCGGCAACCUAAGCCACUUGUUAUUUGAGUUGUUACCGAGUGGACGUUGUACAGUAUUAGCAAUUAUGCCGGCUUCGGCUAGCGUACGCGGGCACCGAUUCUCCGCGGGCACAGGUUCUGAAGUGUUAAUAAGACGUAAGCC
Molecule: messenger RNA, 4482 nt
Organism: Chlamydomonas reinhardtii
Lineage: Eukaryota; Viridiplantae; Chlorophyta; Chlorophyceae; Chlamydomonadales; Chlamydomonadaceae
Exons: 8
Coding region: 492-2762 (756 amino acids)
Biological process (GO): transmembrane transport
Cellular component (GO): membrane
Molecular function (GO): transmembrane transporter activity
Source: RefSeq, a predicted model, not a curated record